Messenger RNA from Monosiga brevicollis MX1, 2877 nucleotides. RefSeq lists its product as uncharacterized. The transcript has a single exon. Bases 1 to 2808 code for a protein of 935 amino acids. Gene Ontology annotation, biological process: protein phosphorylation. The record is from RefSeq and is a predicted model, not a curated record. Gene Ontology annotation, molecular function: ATP binding; protein serine/threonine kinase activity. Lineage: Eukaryota; Choanoflagellata; Craspedida; Salpingoecidae.
AUGGCCCUCAUCUUCUUUGCCCUCCUCCCUCAUUGGUUGUGGCCCCUCAUCUACCUGGCGGAGCGCUUGGGUCUGACGGACUUUGGCGAUCUGAUCAGCCUGGUCGAGAUUCUUGUGGGCGCCGUGGCGUCAGGCUUGGUCCUACCCAUCAUCAUUCUCACCCCGCUGCUGCAAACCCUGGAUCUAACUCCCAGCGAAUACGGCAUGCUGUUGUUCAACAUUAUCAUUCUGCCCAGUGUCUGGCUGCCCUUGGUCGUGGCUAUUUUCCAAACCCCGAUCGUGGUCGAUGCCAAGCGCGCUGAAGACCUCCAGCCACAGCGCCAAAGCUUCUCCGAUCACGCCGAACUACGUGGCGAGUUUAGCGUGAGCUAUGGCAGCUACUUCUUGCUGGCUUCGGUUCCAUUUGGCAUUUUUCUGCCCCUCUUCAUUCACGGCACCACCAACGCUGCCGGCGAAGCGGCCGUGCUCUUUUUUCUUCUCCUUCUGGGCUCAGCCUCGGCCCUUUUGCUGGUGGCCCCGCGCCUGGGUUGGGUCCUGCAUCAAACCAUGCGCUGGUUCAAGGACGUGGCCAGCUAUCGCGCACUGGCCGAGGGCGUGCUCUGUCUGGUUGUCCUCCCAGUCUGCCUCAUGGUGCCCGUAUUGGCUGAGGUUCACCUCAAUCGGCCCUCUUACGACGUUCUCCAGGCGUGGUUGCUGGGUCUACCCGCCGUUACCCUCCUGCGCAUGACUUUCACCCUGCAUCGUGAAGCGCAGUAUUUACCCUCCUACAUGGCCGGUGUCUUCUUGGUUGUGGACCUCCCCUGCUUCAUCCUACUCCCUGCCUGGAUUGCUGCCCAUCCAGUGUCCAUGGCGGGUGAGGUGACCUUCUUGGUCUUUAUGCUCGUGCCGCUUGUUGCCGCCUUGGCCUUGGUCGUCUAUUUGACGUUUACGUCCUAUCAAAACCUACCCUUUCAUCUCUUGACCAAGUAUCUUGAGCCCGAGUGGUGGGUCGAGCAGGUUCUAGCCACGUUGAUUUUUUCUGCGCCCAUGCUUGUGGCUGUGCCCGUGUAUUUUCGGGCUGACCUUGAUCCUACCACCGAUUACGUUCUCGUGGGCUUUCUUGUCGUUAUCGAGAUCUUGCUGGCAGUGGCCUUCUUGGCCUCUUAUGCCUUGCGUCAGAAUGACAUGCCAGACGCCAUUUCGCUCGCCCCCACCAUCGCGCGCUCUCGUGCAGGCACAGCCGUGUCGCGUAGUGAUGCUGGAUUAAUGCGUGGCCCUGCCCACGCCCAGUUCUCUGCACAGGACCUUGAAUCGCGGCGUGGUACAAUGGCCAAUGCGCGUCGUGACAGCGUUGAUCCGACCCACGUUGAUGCCGACGGCCUACCGGCACCGGCCGACAGUGCACCAGCGCCGGCACCCUCGAAUGCAUCUGCAUACCGACCCUCCGUGGUAUCUGCUGCAAGUUCCCAGGGCGGGCUGCUGGGGCACCGCGUGCCUGGCUCGUAUCAUGCUACCAACUGGGGCUCCAUCUCCAAGGUACCGAAGGAUUUCGACCCCGAUGCUUUUGAAGAACCAGCGGCCAUGGCUGGCAGUCCCCUGAAUUCCACCGUCGAAGUUCGCACCUAUGAUCUUGCCACCCCGCUCGGAGCCUCGGGUCGCACCGAGGUGGCGACCGUGCUUACCGACACCCAGCCGCCCCCUUCCCCCGGAACCUCAUUCAAUGGUUCAGAUGCCGAGCGUCUCACACCAGACGCAAGCACCUUGCCCGCUCUACUGCCAUCCGCUGAGAGGGAGCCCGUACACGCGCAGACCGGUGAUGAUACUGAGUAUGAGAUUGUGCCGCUGCCCGAGCGCAGCGAUGAUCCGGACAAGUCCGAGUGGGAGCAUUGCGAUGUGUAUGACCUGGAUGCUAGCUCACACCUGCAGCUUCAAGACCGUACGUGUUCUCCUUUCGUGCCCGCAGCCGCUCGUGUCUACGCUGGCUCGUCCCGUGCCCAUACAUGCCGUCGAAGCAUUGUUGUUUCUCCCGCUUGUGUGUCUAUGUUUGCGUCCGUGACCGUGGUCGCAGCGUACUCACGCGUUGGAUUCUUGACCCUGAUAGGUGGCGUUUUUCUGUUUGUGAGCGAGAGCACGGGCGAGGACUUGCGGCAGGGCGCAUACCAUUCUGCAUACCCAGCGUAUUUGUCGGGUACUGAAGAUAGCUUUGUGCUCAAGUGGCCCUGCUAUGCAACCAUGCAGACGCAAGAGGCCAGUGAGAUUGGGCUGUCCAAGGUUGCCCAUGCAUCGCGCAUUGCUCAGGCGUUCAAUGCUGCGCUUGGUCGCUCCAGUGAAAAUGCAGUGAGUUUCGCGCAACCACGCGCGGUGCAGUUGACGGCGCGGCCCGCUGCCAACGGGCGUGUGCCAUGGGCGUUGCUUGAGCCGGAGCUGGAAGACCUCGAGGCCACCGGUGUCAUGGACUACUUUUGUAUCUUCAAUGACUCGGCUGGUGGGGUGGUGAGCGAAGAGGACAUGCAGGACGAGGUGGGCGACCACGGUGAGGACUGGCGCGAGGAAUUCCGCGAGUGUAAUGACUUGGCCCAAGCCCUCAGUUGCUACAGUUACCAUGCCUCCCAGCGCCAGGAGCUUAUGAUUAACAUCCAGGGCGUGCGCCACCGGUACACCAACCCUGACUUUCACUUUGCCUCGGCCGUCCACGAUCCAUACUUCUCACCCCAUAACAACGGCCCUGAGGGCAUUGCUGCGUUUCAACGGUCACAUGUGCACAAUGAUUUCUGCCGGCUCGCCCUCCCCAGCUUGCCUGGUUUUACCGACUCGUGGUUGACGUCUUGAUGGCAGUGGGCUGGAUUUGGCUGCUCGAGCACGCCUUUGAAGAAGCUUUGAAAUUUAUUACCCUUUUUG